Messenger RNA from Piliocolobus tephrosceles (Ugandan red Colobus), 1396 nucleotides. RefSeq names its product ribosome binding factor A (gene RBFA). The record is from RefSeq and is a predicted model, not a curated record. Bases 133 to 1302 code for a protein of 389 amino acids. The transcript has 7 exons. Lineage: Eukaryota; Metazoa; Chordata; Mammalia; Primates; Cercopithecidae. Gene Ontology annotation, biological process: rRNA processing.
CGCCUGCCCGGCGUAUGUCGUCCUUGCGCUCCGCGCCGUCGCCCCGCCCACACGCCGCCAGCCUCGCGUCUGUUGUCGCUCCGCGCCUGCGCCAGUUGUUUUCCUGGUUGCGCCGGGUCGUCGCGCCGCGCCAUGUGGGCUGCAGCGGGCGGGCUGUGGGGUUCCCGCGCGGGUCUCCGGGGCCUGCUCCGUAGCCGCGAUGCUGCGCUCCUUCCGGCCUGCGCGCGGGGAGUGCACGGCUCUGCUGUCUCCUGCAAGAACUGGCUCAAGAAAUUCGCCUCGAAAACCAAAAAAAAGUUUUGGUAUGACGGUCCUUCCUUGGGCUCUCACUUGACUUACAAACCAUCCAAGUUGGAAUUCCUCGUGAGGACCACCUCAAAGAAAACCAGGAAGGAAGACCACGUGCGCGUGAGGGCCCUGAACGGUCUCCUCUAUAAGGCACUGACAGACCUGCUGUGCACCCCCGAAGUGAGUCAGGAGCUGUAUGACCUUAACGUGGAGCUCUCCAAGGUUUCCCUGACUCCAGACUUCUCAGCCUGCCGAGUGUACUGGAAGACAACGCUCUCUGCCGAGCAGAACGCACGCAUGGAGGCUGUCCUGCAGAGAAGUGCCGCGUCCAUGAGGCACCUUUUGAUGUCCCAGCAGACCCUGAGGAAUGUGCCACCUAUAGUGUUUGUUCAAGACAAGAAAAGUGCAGCUCUCGCUGAGCUUGAUAAGUUACUGGCAGUCGCAGACUUUGGACCCCGCGAUGAAAGAGACGACUUUGUACAAAAGGAUUUCAGGGACGCCGAUGCCCCGCAACCCUGCGGCACCACAGAGCCGGCCACGAGCUCCAGCGUGUGUGGUAUCAAUCAUGAGGCGCUCAGCAAGCAGAUCAUGGAGUACAAAAGGAGGAAGGAUAAAGGGCUCGGGGGGCUUGUGUGGCAGGGGCAGGUGGCUGAGCUGACAACGCAGAUGAAAAAGGGAAGGAAGAGGGCCAAGCCCCGCCUGGAGCAGGACAGCUCCCUCAAGAGCUACCUGUCGGGCGAGGAGGUGGAAGAUGACCCGGACCUGGUUGGCGCCCCAGAGUACGAGUGCUACGCCCUGGACACGGAGGAGUUGGAGGCAGAGAGAGGAGGUGGCACAACAGAGGAUGGCCACGGCUGCAAUGCAAGCAGGGAGUUAGAUGGAGAGGUGUCAGCUCUGCCCGUCCCACGUUUGCAGGGAAAAGCAUUGGCAUGUGACGCAGCAUGUGGCUUUGUUGAGGCAGUUGAUGGAGUUAAAACUAUCUGCUCAGCCGGGCGCGGUGGCUCAAGCCUGUAAUCCCAGCACUUCGGGGGCCGAGCCGGGCGGAUCACGAGGUCAGGAGAUCGAGACCAUCCUGGCUAACACGGUGAAACCCCGUCUCUACUAAAAA